This is a messenger RNA of Oldenlandia corymbosa var. corymbosa, 3318 nucleotides long. Lineage: Eukaryota; Viridiplantae; Streptophyta; Magnoliopsida; Gentianales; Rubiaceae. The record is from the annotation of a GenBank genome assembly.
UGAUCCCAUGCACCCAAUCGCGGGAAUCUCCUGGGAAGCCGUUUCUGUCUUCUUCCUCAGGCUCUCUCCCUUUUAAAUGCUCAAUCUUUUCAGCAAUUUCUAACCUUUUUAUUAAUCUUAUUAAACCCCCACUUUUUUUUCAUUGAUAAAAAGCCUUCCUUCCUUUCCAAACACCUCCUUAAUUUCCCACCUCCACUAAUUCUCUUCUCUUCAAAACAACAUCUUUUUUCUGAUUUUUCUCAAUCACCAGAAACCGCCUUAGUCCGUCACUUUUUUUGGACUCCAAAAGAACCUCACUGAUCCGGCCAUGUCCGCAGCCACCUUGCUUCUCCCGUCCACCAGAAUUGGUCGCCAAGACCAUCACCACCACUUUGUUGUAUCAUCAUUUCCUCCCGCGGCUUAUAGGCCGUUUCAUAGUGCUGUAACGCCCGUUCUUGUAGGUACACGGCGGCAGGAACCGAGGCUUAAUUGUAACUUUCGUCUUCAGUGUAGCAUCCUAUCCACUCCACUGACAAAAGAGUUAAGCGAAAUAUCGUCACAGAAUGGCAUCCAUGUUUUGGAGUGGCACGAUCAUCAGAUUGUAGAAGAUGCUGGCUCUACUGAAAGUGAAACUCUUAAGAAGGAACUGAGCGUUGAAAGAAGGAUUAAAGAGAGAGUGGAAUGGAUCCGGUCAAUGCUGGAAUCCAUGGAGGAUGGAGAGAUCAGCAUUUCUCCGUACGACACCGCAUGGGUGGCACUAGUGGAAGACAUCAACGGAAGUGGUGGGCCUCAGUUCCCGGCGGCCUUGGAUUGGAUUGCCCAAAAUCAACUUCCCGACGGCUCCUGGAGUGACGGCAAAAUCUUCGAGGCCCACGAUCGUAUUCUCAACACUUUAGGCUGCGUCAUCGCACUAAAACACUGGAACAUUCAUUCUCAUAUGAUCCGAAAAGGGCUAAUGUUUAUAAGAGAAAACAUUCAGAAGCUUGAAGAAGAGAAUGCGGAGCAUAUGCCCAUUGGGUUUGAAGUGGCAUUUCCUUCAUUGAUAGAGAUGGCUAGAAAGUUGAACAUUGAUAUUCCAGAUGAUGCUCCCAUCAUUCAACAGAUUUAUGAUCGAAGAAAUCUAAAGCUAACCCGGAUUCCAAUGGACAUAUUGCACUCAGUGCCAACAACAUUGCUUCAUAGCCUGGAAGGGAUGCCGGGACUUGAUUGGCAAAGACUCAUUUCAUUGAAGUUUAAAGAUGGUUCCUUUUUGUUCUCCCCAUCCUCUACUGCCUACGCUUUUAUGCAGACCAAAGACACUGAUUGCCUCGCAUAUUUAACUAAUAUCGUCAAAAAGUUCAAGGGUGGAGUUCCGAAUGUCUACCCGGUGGACCUAUUUGAACACAUAUGGGCUGUUGAUCGACUGCAAAGGUUGGGUAUUUCUCGGUAUUUCCAUUCGGAAAUCAAGGAUUGCGUCGACUAUGUACAUCGAUACUGGACUGACAAAGGUAUUAGCUGGGCAAGAAAUUCCCGAGUAUAUGACAUUGAUGACACAGCCAUGGGUUUCAGAGUCUUAAGGUUGCAUGGAUACAACGUUUCUGCAGAUGUGUUCGAGAACUUUAAGAAGGGGGAUGAAUUCUUUUGCUUUGCCGGACAGUCAAACCAAGCAGUGACCGGAAUGUUCAACCUGUACAGAGCUUCUCAGGUGAUGUUUCCAAAGGAGAAGAUUCUGGCCAAUGCCAACAAAUUCUCGUCGGAAUUCUUACGUGAUAAACGUGCGAAAAAUGAGCUCCUCGAUAAAUGGAUCAUUACCAAAGAUUUGCCUGGAGAGGUAGGGUAUGCACUAGACUUUCCAUGGUAUGCAAGCCUACCUCGGGUGGAGACAAGGAUGUUCUUGGAGCAAUAUGGGGGCGAAGAUGAUGUUUGGAUUGGCAAGACAUUAUACAGGAUGUCAAACGUAAAUAAUAAUAUUUACCUUGAGCUCGGUAAAUUAGAUUACAACAACUGCCAGGCAUUGCAUCAAUUGGAGUGGGCAAGAAUCCAAAUAUGGUACAGGAAUUCCGGCCUCGGGGAAUUGGGAUUGAGUGAAAGAAGCCUUCUUCUUGGAUUCUAUUUGGCAGCCGCAAGCAUCUUUGAACCGGAAAGGUCUAAAGAGAGAAUCGCUUGGGCCAAAACAACUGCAUUAAUCAAUGCAACCAAAGCAUAUUUCAAAAACCACCAAAUUUCUCCUGAAGACAAGACAACCUUUCUUCAACAAAUGCAACUCUAUGGGAAAAGCCCUACCUAUAUCAAUGGAGGAAGGUACAAGCCAAAACAAAGACUUGUCCGAACACUGCUUGGGACGCUAAAUCAGCUCAAUCUGGAUGCUGUCUUAACGCACGGUGGAGAUAUACUUCACUAUUUACGUCAAGCAUGGGAAAAUUGGUUGCUGGAAUUGCAAAAUGAGGGAAGCGAUCACAUGGGAAAAGAAUCUGAGCUGAUAGUGGGUACACUAAAUCUAUGUGCCGCCCGCUACGAAUCGUUGGAUUUGUUAAUGUCACAUCCUAAAUAUCAACAGCUUUUGGAUAUUACCAAUCGAAUUUGUCUCCAAAUUGGUCAAUUCCAGUUCCAGCACCAAAAGGGUCGAGAAGGGCAUGUCAAUGGAACAGCAACAGCUAAAAUCGGUGGGACCUCAUCAAGCUCUUCGAUAGAUUCCGACAUGCAAGUGUUAGUUGAACUAGUUCUGACCAAUUCUCCAGGCGACCUUGACGCUGAUACAAAGAACACAUUCCUCACAGUGGCAAAGAGCUACUACUACACAGCCCACUGUAACCCACAAACCAUCAAUUCCCACAUUGCGAAAGUACUGUUCGACAGAAUGAUUUGAUAGACUCUCAACAAAGUCAACUCCAACAUUUUACAAUAGUGAUCGAUCCUUUUCUUUCACAUCCCCAAAAAGAGGAAGCAUUCUUAUCAUACUCAAAAGGAAAAUCUCAGUACAUAAUGUACAUAAUCCAAUAGGGGCCAGGGGAGGGGGACAACUUUAGGGGAAGCAAGAAACAUCAUUUUACAGGUUUAGAAUUAUGAUCUGAACUCUUUGAUGUGCAAACUAUGGAUGCCCACUUAAACGGGGAUGAUUUUUUUGUGGAUAAGAAUAAUGAUACGUUUUUUUGUUUUGUUCUUCAAUAUAUAUAGUUGGAUACAUUUCAGAAAGCAUAUUAUGUCGUUCUUUGUUACGCAUUUCGGACCCUAUUGAAAGAAUGAUGUCCCCGUAAUUGUAAUAUUUAGAGGUUGAUAAUGGCAGGCAAGGUCAUGGAAAGAAAAGGUUCACAUCUCGAGUGACAAGCUAAUGUAUACCAGCCAAAUGCCUUAAUAAUGGUG